AUGAUCCAAAAUCAACCAACUCUUCGGGAAAUGAUCCAAAAUCAACCAACUCUGCGGAAAAAUGACCUAAAAUUGACCAACUUUUCGGAAAAUGCUCCAAAAUCAACCAACUCUUCAGAAAAUGAUCCAAAAUCUACUCCGAAAUCGACCAACUUUUUGGGAAAUGCUCCAAAAUCAACCAGCUCUUCGGGAAAUGAUCUAAAAUCGACCAACUCUUCGGGAAAUGCUCCAAAAUCGACCAACUUUUCGGGAAAUGAUCCAAAAUUUGCUCCAAAAUCGACCAACUAUUCAGCAGUUGCUCCAAAAUCGACCAAUUCUUCAGCAAAUGAUCCAAAAUUUGCUCCAAAAUCGGCCAACUCUUCAGCAGUUGCUCCAAAAUCAACCAGCUCUUCGGGAACUGAUCCAAAAUCAACUCCAAAAUCGACCAGCUCUUCAGCAGGAGCUCCAAAUUUGACCAACUUUGAACUAAAAUCAUCCAACUUUUCUGGAACUUCCCCAAAAUCGACAAAUGAUGAACCAAGAAAGACUUUUACCUCGAUCAGUUCUUCUUUUCCUGAUGAUGAUUGUGACAGUUUCUACGGAAGUGACAAAGAGAAUGAUGAGCUUCUGGUUUUCUCCGAAGAUGAUGAUGUCGCUGCUGGUGCUUCUCAGGAUGAUUUGUCCAGUUCUGAUGUUGAUGAUGGUGAUGGUGCAGUGGUGAUGGGCAGGUUGAUUGAGAGACAGAUGUUGGAGUCGAGAAUCUCAUCGGACAACCAAGAAUCCAAACCGAGUCCCAAGAAAGUCGAACCCAUGCAACUAGAUGACACCACCAGUUUGGACGAUUCGGCUUCCACGUCCACUUUGGGUUCUCCUCAGAAGACGGACGACAUCAGAUUCAAACAGAUGCCGAAUGUGGAGCCACCGGUGAUAGUAGAAUCAUCACAAUCGGUUCAGGAGGUGUUCAAAAAAUGUUCUCCGAAGCCUCAAACCCCAAAGGACGGCGAGAAGAGGAAGUUUGAUUUUCCGGAUGGUGAGACUACGACGAGGGUGCAGGUCGUGGCUGUUUCGCCCAAAACUGUAUCUACAGGUACAAUAACCACCAAAAUCCCAAAAAGCCCCCUAACAUCCCCCAAAACCCCCAAAUCGCCCAAACCAAUCCCAAAAUCCCCCAAAACAACCCUCAAAACCCAAAAAUCCACCUUACCACCAACCACAUCAUCCCCAUCCUCCCCAGCACCAUCAAAAAUCCCCAAACCCACAACCAUAACCACCGAAUCACCUACAUCAACCCCCAAACUAAUCCCAAAGACCACCAAGAACCUAGACCCGGACAUAUCCUACGAAAGGGCCGCAAGGGCCAUGUUGAAACGUAUGGACGGAGUAUCGAUGACCCUCAGAGGUUUGGAGGGUUUAAAAGACCCUGCUGCCAGACUGGAGGUUCUAAGGACUGAGAUAGGGUCCUUGGCCAGCGAUGCUGCAACUUUGAUCAGUAAAGGGGAUAAUUUGGUGCUUAGGGCCGAGCCUGGGGUCGCUGAGAGGCUGAAGGUCGAGUGUCAGGAUCGGUUGAGGGAGAAAUGGGCCAAGGUUAUGUCCGAAGCAGAGACCAGAAAGUCCCAAACUCUACAGGCCGAAGAGAACCUCUUCAACUACAACCGACUUUUGUUCGAAUUGUCCCAAUUUAUUGACACAAUCAGCGACAGGAUGGACCUGGCCAAUAAUCACGACGCCGAUACGAAGGCCCUUCAGGCCGAAUUUUCUGGCCGGUUUAAGGAUUUGAAGAAAUUGAACGGAUUGGCCACAGAACUCAAAAUCAGGAGAAUUGGUUACGACGACAAAACAAGACAAACAAUCAACGAAAAAUGGUCUCAGGUUGCAGGCAAAUGCCGCCUGACAGGUAACACAGGCGACAAGAAAAUGGAAGGGUUCACACUGUCGAGCAAUUCGAGCAACUUCCAGGCAGAACAGGUUGAUCCUAUCGACUUCAUCUCAAGAGCUACAAAGACAUCCGAAGUGGUUCAAGGGGUCCUUAAGCAAUUCGAAGCGAACCCUUUGAAUGGUAAGGACUUUGAAGAAAUCGAGGAACAAGGUGCUUCUUUGGGGAUUAUCAAAAGGGCCAUCGAUGAUCUGCAACCAUUGAUGGAGGAGAUUGAACAGGACAGGGAAUCUUUGAGAACCGGUGGAAAUCGUGAGAAUUACGACCAAGUACGAAGUGUUACGAAGAGACUGAGGGAAGAAUGGCAAAAGCUGAAUGCUAACUAUGAUGCGAAAAACAAAAAAUAUGUCAAGAAUGUGGAAUUUUGGAAAAAACUCAACGAUGAUUGGUCGGAAUUGACCAAUUGGCUGGACGGAGCCGAGACUAUAUUUGAAGGGUGUGGAGGUCCAGAGUCCAGUGGCCUCCGAGAACUGGAGCGCCAGAUGAAGCAGAAGCACCGCGUCAUGGGCGCCUUCUCCGCCUCCUGCAGGGACGCCCUGCGCAGGAGCGGCCCGGACGAGGGCGCCCGGGUCGAGGAGAUGCUCGACGGAGUGAAGCAGCGCUGGCAGAAACUUUUGGCUGGAAUGAGCUGUAGUGGUGACGAGAAGAAGAGUCCUCGUGCUUCCGAGUUCAAUCCAUCGGCGUCUUCUUCUCCUCUGCCGAAUAAAGACGGUGUGGCAGUAGAGUCCUUUGAUGCAACCGCCAUCAGGGAGUCUUUGGCCCAAGGAAGGGCUUUGCUGGUGGCGCCGCCACCGAAUCCUUCGGACGAUACGGCGUUGGCUGUAAGGUUGAGCGCUGUUAAGACUCGCCUAGAAGACCUCAAGGGCAAAAUCAAUGAAAUGGACCAAUUGAAGCAGAGUUCCAAACCUUUACCGCUAUCUGCCGAGUGCUUCGAUCAACUCCUAACAGAUUUAGAAAAGACAACUUCGGAACUGACCAAUCAGCGUCACCAGUCUGCACAAGCCCUAAAUUCCCUUCAAAGACAAAGUGCCCAAUUAGACGCUGCAAGGGCUUGGGUUUGCGAAUUAAAGACCAGGAUUAACAUUAGUAAGACUAUGCAAGACCCUAAGGACCGGGAAAGGGUCAUCGAUGGAAUAAUGAAUUCCGCACACGAGCGCUCCAACUUGGUGACGGACGCUUUGGGCAACUUUGCGAAUCUGGAACGUCAGUGCAGUCUGCAGCAGGCUAGCAAAUCUACGAACCAGCCAGGAGGCGACCCAGUUUGUUCUGAACUUCGAGAAAAGGUCGAAGGGCUUAGGAAGGACUGGGAAUGGGUCUUGGCACGAGGUGAAGGGGAUGAAGACGGCGGUAAAGAUCUCUCCACCAGUACAACAAGAACAGAGAGCGAAGUCGCUUCAUCAAAUAUUCAAACCACUAGUCCUCAAGAAGCAAAGACGCAGUACCAAGUGGUUAAAAUCAAAGCUGGAAAAACGGCUGUGCCAUCUAGUGUUAUUGUCGGGAAUUUCGACAAAUCUAUUCAACAAAUUCGCGAUUUUUGACGCUGGAGCAAGGAAUGCGCGCCAGCAGACUGUGGUAGUCGGAGAUACUGUGGAGAUAAUGUUUUAAGAGAACUGGAACAGAAGAAACCGCAAUUAGACGAAUUGGUGCACACGGCAGAAAAUUUGAAGGCGGACAGCAACAGGCAGCAGCUGCAUGGAAAAG
Messenger RNA from Ctenocephalides felis (cat flea), 3613 nucleotides. RefSeq lists its product as uncharacterized. The record is from RefSeq and is a predicted model, not a curated record. Gene Ontology annotation, cellular component: plasma membrane. Lineage: Eukaryota; Metazoa; Arthropoda; Insecta; Siphonaptera; Pulicidae. Gene Ontology annotation, biological process: synaptic signaling.